Sodiomyces alkalinus F11 is the source of this 674-nucleotide messenger RNA. RefSeq lists its product as hypothetical. Bases 155 to 544 code for a protein of 129 amino acids. The record is from RefSeq and is a predicted model, not a curated record. The transcript has a single exon. Lineage: Eukaryota; Fungi; Ascomycota; Sordariomycetes; Glomerellales; Plectosphaerellaceae.
ACUUGAUUGCUUCUCAUGAGAUGAUUUCCCACCUCGCCCUGCAGUCAAGUUCGUUUCUGAUCCGCCAUCUCGCCACUCUUUACCCGACAUUUUUCUGAUUUUUAUUUUUUAUUCUCUUGUUAUUUCGGAUUCUGGAGUCUUAUCUAGGUGUAGUAUGGCAAACCAAAAAAUGGGGUAUGGGAAACACAUGAAGGAAAACAGGUCUCUGAUUCCAUUCAUUUUGGGCAGGUUUCACAAGGCGUUUGGCACGAGACUGGGAUGGUGUGCACUUGGAGGAGGAUGUCAUUACCCUCUCUCUGUCUCUUUCUCUUUUUAUUUUCAUUACCUACCUAUGAUGAGGAGGACAGUCAUGAAACGACAUUUAGCAUUCGACUUGACUUACUUUGGUCCAUUACUUUCAGGUCCUAAUUUCUCAUAUCCUUUUCGUUCGCGCUGGUUUCUCACAUAUCACAGUCUACUCCUCGCGGUUCCUUGGUCCCCGUCCUUCUUCUUCUUCUUUUACAUGGGUUUCAUUCUUUUCAGUUGCAGAUUAUUCAAGUUAUGACGAUGAGUGGCUGUGAUAGAAUGUGACGAUAGGGGGAUCACGGAGACUGGCAUAGGAAGGUGACGAGUAUCAAGUGUAUAAUGACUGAGAUGUAUACCUUACAAAUUCAUAUGAACUCUCACGGGUCAUC